Molecule: messenger RNA, 1051 nt
Organism: Paramormyrops kingsleyae
Lineage: Eukaryota; Metazoa; Chordata; Actinopteri; Osteoglossiformes; Mormyridae
Product: cornifelin homolog B-like
Source: RefSeq, a predicted model, not a curated record
UUGGAUGACCUGGCAUAUGGCGUCACGAUAGCAUCAAAGGUUGCUGCAUUGUAUUAUUAUGUAAGCAUAAAAGUAGGUCCACUGCUAUUCCAAGGGUCAGAACAGGACUCACACGGAUAGGUGUCUUCUGCCAGGUGAGACGCAGGUACUCCAUCAGCAUGGCAACCAACAUAGUAAUGCAGCAGCCUGGCACCACAAUGGUCAUGGCACAAUCAAGCGAGUGGAGUUCUGGCAUCUGCGAUUGCUGUGAUGACAUGGCAGACUGCUGCUGUGCUUUCUGGUGUCUGCCAUGCUAUGCCUGUAAGGUAUCUAAGGAUCACGGCGAGUGUACCUGUCUCCCCCUUCUGGAAUAUGCUGCUUGUGGUGGUGGUGCAUGUAUUCCAGCCAUCUCUCUUGCUGUCAGAGUCUCUGUACGUCGGACCUAUGGCAUCCAGGGAUCCAUCUGCAAUGACUGCCUGUAUGCCACAUGCUGCUACCCCUGCUCCUGGUGCCAGGUGUCUCGAGAGAUAAAGGCCCGACAAUCUUCAAUCGUCUACAGAGCUGCCUAAUAAGAAUCAUCCCUCAAUCAUCUUGUGAUCGUGGCUCUCCUGACCAAUCACCAGGCACAUUAUUUGUAUAUAACAAAAUGUCACCAUGUGAAUUUAGAAUGGGAAGGAGGAGAUCCUUACCGAUGUCUCGAUAAACCAUACUGUUUAUGUUCAACUCAUUCCUCAAAGUACUAAAACAUUUAUUAAAGUGGUGUGGUUUGUAUAUCGUAAAACUGGGCUAGGGAGUAGUUUUCAGUUGGUAUUAAAAGCAAACAUAGUUGUCACCAUAAGAAAUCCUACAUUAAAUUACAAACGGUCAAACCAUAAAACAUAUAAUUGUGACCAGCUUUCUUUGUGUACUUAUUACAACAACUGUCAUUAUAUGGUGUUGCCUGGAUUAGGUUUAUUUAACGAACAUUUCAAUGCCUUGGACUUAGCUGUGUGGCAAGCCAUGUGAGUGGCACUCAAUUAUAGGAGGUAUUUAAUGAAAAACAAAAAUAAAAAUGAUAAUGAUAGAAUGAAAA